Plasmodium falciparum 3D7 is the source of this 2361-nucleotide messenger RNA. RefSeq lists its product as uncharacterized. The record is from RefSeq and is a predicted model, not a curated record. Lineage: Eukaryota; Apicomplexa; Aconoidasida; Haemosporida; Plasmodiidae.
AUGAAACUAUUGAAACUAGAUUAUUAUAAUGGAGAAAUAUAUGAAAAGUAUAAAAUAAAUAACAUAUUAUCUCUUCUUGUGGACAAUAAUAAAUUUCAAAACGAAAGUGUAGAUUUUCAUGAGAUAAGCAAUAAAAAGAAUAAUUAUAGUAUUAUGGCUAUUUUAGGAAGUCAAAUUAAAAAUUUAAAUGAUGAUAUAUAUAAAGAUAUUGAUACAAAUGAUAUAAUAUUAGCAUUGUCUAAAUUAAAAAAAACAGACGAAGAAAUUUUAAUAAAUGAAAGUCAAAAUAAAAAUUACAUUUUGGAAUUAGCUGAACAAAUUUAUUAUGAAUAUUUUCAAAGAGGUUUAAUAAAAAAUGAUCAUAAUUUUCAUUUAAAUAAUAGUAAGAAAAAUUUUAUACAAAUUAAUAUUGAACUAAUGAAUGAAAUUAAUAGAGAAAUAAAAAAUUAUGAACAUAAAAUUCAUAAUUUACGUGCAUAUUCAGAGAAUGCACAAACAAAAAAUGAUGCAUCUACCAAUGAUUUGUUAAUGUAUUAUCAUGAAGAUGUGGAUAAUACUGAUGAUUCCCUUUUGAAUGAGAAUAAUUUUAAUUAUAAUAUGAAGCACAAAAAAUAUAAUGAUCAAAACAAAAUCUUUCUAAACGAUCAUGCACAUAAUAAUAAUCAUAAUAAUAAUAAUAAUGAUUUUUUUGAUAGACCAAAUGAAAAUAAUUUUCUUAUGGAUGAAGAAAAUGUCUUGAAAGCAGCACAUGAAGAUAUUCCUAUGAAUAAUGAUUAUGUAAAUUAUAUUCAUAUGAAAAGAGACAGCCUCCACAACAACAAUAACAACAAUAAUAAUAAUAAUUAUAAUAAUAAUAAUUAUAAUAAUUAUAAAAAUAAUAUUUUUUCGGAUCAUCAUGAUCUUUUUCAUUAUAACAAAGAAGGUACCAAUAGUACCAACUGCAACAGUGUUGAAAAUCUUAACUAUGAUAUAAAUAUAUACAAAAAUAAUAAAAAAAAUAUACAACAUAUUAAUAAUAAUGUUAAUAGUAAUGAAAAUAUACCUAGGGUUAGUAACCCUAAUGGUAAUAUUGGUAAUGAUGGAAGGAAUAGUUAUAGAAAUUUAUCUCAGUUGAAUGAAGAAGAUAAGCAUUUAUUAUAUAAUGAUACAAUUAAGAUGGAUUAUUUAUUAAAUAGAAAAAUAGAGUAUGAAAAGCUGGAUGAAGAUCAAAGUGAAAGUAAUAAUAAGAGUAUGAUGGUGAUGAAUACACAUCGAAUGAUGAAAAAUUUUGAUAAUAUGAAUAAAAUAAAUUCAAAUGUUGUUGAUACAUAUGAAGAAAACAUGAAUUAUAAAUAUGACAAGAAUAAAUCAUAUGUGCUUAAUGAUGAAGAAACGUAUGAACAUAUGAGUAAUAAAAAUAUGAACAAUGUGAUGAAAAAUACCGGUGCAAAUAAUGGUGCAAAUAAUGGUGUAGAAGAGAAUUGUAAAUAUCAUAUAGACAUGGAUAAUGUACAUAAUGCAGUUAAUUCAGUAAAUCUCCAAGACAAUAUAUAUAAGAAUAAUAAUUCUAGUAAUACCUUAAACAGCGUUCUAGAAAAUAUAGAUAAAGCUGAACAACAAAUAGUCAAGAACCAUUUAAAAAAUUCUUUGGCACAUAAUGAAUAUGUGGCUAAAAGAAUGAGUUCCUUAUUAUUAAAUCCACAAAACGUGAUUGAUAAAGAACCCUAUAAUAAUAAUAUAAGAAAAGCGUAUGAAAAAAAUGGAAUAAUGAAUAGAGAUGAACAGAAAUAUUUUAAUGACGAAAUUUCAUUAAACAAAUAUAGUUCUACUUAUGGACAGAAAAAAAACUUUACUACAGAUACUAAUAACAGUAGUAGUUUUAUAUUAAGUACUAUUCACAAGCCAAAUAUGGUAGAUGAAUCUUCAUAUAAUAUAAUGAAUAAUUAUGAAAAUAAAAAGUUUCGUAUUCAAUCAAGAAAUAUGAAUACAAGAGAAAAUUAUUUACAUAACCAAAAUUCAAACCAUCAUUCGACAGAACGAAGUCACAAUAUAAAUAAUAAUAUGAUUAAUCAUAAUAAUCAUAUUAGUAAUACGACACCAUUAAACUUUGAUAAUAUGAGUAACUACUCAAGAAAUGCAGCAAAAUCAGUUGAAUCGAAUAUGAAUAUAUAUACAAAUAAAUAUUCGAGGGCACUAGACAUAAACGAUUUAAAUAGUAACAAUACCAGUAGGAAUUAUGUAAAUAGUUCAAAUAGUUUAAAGAGUGAUCUCACCAUGAUGAGAGAUAAUUAUGCAAAGAUGUUAGAAAGAUCCAAAUCUUUAACAUCUCAUUUGUAUAGGGCCCCAAUUAUGCAUAAUAAAUAUUUGAAAGCAAAUAUGUGA